CAGCAGAACCAAAAGUGCUUUUCUUUUUUUGCUGUUCAAGUCUGAGGUUACUACUACCUUCUACUGUAUUGAAGUGUACGGCAUCGUUAAGCGAAUAUAAAAUACAGAAAUCUCUCUCAUAGCCUGUCUUUAUUAUUAAGCGGCUUCAAGCACACUGGACGCCAUUUCGACUACAUAACCGAAAGUAAAGAAGUAAUUAGAAAGCUUUAUCAGGAAAAUCUAUUCUUUACGUGAUCAAGCCGGUAAUAAAAAGCAGACAAACACCGUGUGAACAUCAGUAUGAACCUAAGAACUGAUCGGGGCUCGCUGUUGUUUUCUUGCGCUGUCGGACCAGCUAUAUCCUGGUGUUUACAGUGGUUAGAUAACACGUCAUAUAAUUUAGUACUCUGAGGAAGUGAAACUAAAGCUAGGCUAGGCAUCCGCUCCGAGGUGUGUGUGUGUGUGUGUGUGUGUGUCAUCAUCUACCCUCCAGUAGAUGAUGAUAGUGGUGAAAAUAAGAUGGAGGCUUUGAUGAAAUUACUUGUGUGAGGUGGGUUUCACAUGGGUUUCUGCAAGGGAUUAAUAUAUAUAUAUGCUGUGUGGAGGGUAAUUGGACUACAGCAGUGAUAGGCAUAACAAAACAAAUACAAGGCGUACUAGAGUAAAAAAUUUAAUAAAAGACAGUGCACAAAUGUGUGAUUAUGUAAUUGCACUUGUUUAAGUUUAAGUCUAUGUGUUAUUGAACGUAUAAGGGCAAAAAAAAAAAAAAAAGUAUUAAUUUGUCAGCUGGAUGAUGUGUGAAUCCAGCAUCUCCUGCUAGAAGCUGGAUUCUGCUGCGGGUCCUGCCGCAUCGUGCAACUACUUCCAAGCUUGACUUAAUUUUUAAGGAACUCAGGUAUUGGGUUAAGUUAGACCCAAUUUGUUAACUUAGAGAGUAGUAACGGCUGCAAGGAACGUACUUUCUCCCGUUUGGCUACAGCAGGCAAUGAGUUCUCACGAUGACGACGCUGAGUAAUCUUGUCACUGAACGUUGAAUAAAUCAUCUGUAAACAAGAACUUGUCCGCGUGGUGGCUGACGGGAGCAACACCCAUGAAUCAGUCUGAGGAAAAAGAUGAGGGACUGCUGCCCUCAAAUGAGGAACAUGGCAGCCAGGCAGAACUUGAGAGGACUGAGCAGAAAAGCUGUGUGUCCCUGAAGAGUGAAAGAUCCAUGGAUUACCCUCUUGGUUUUAAACAGACUAAGCAGGAACAUUCAAACUCACCUUCAGAAAGCUGUGUAUCCAUGGAGAGCCAGAGAUCCAUGGAUUAUCCUCUUGGUUUCAGCCAGCAUGAAUCAGUUACAGAGACUGAGCAGAAAAGAGAAAACUCUUCUUUACCAAGCUGUUUGUCCCUGAAGAGUGAAAGAUCCAUGGAUUACCCUCUUGGUUUUAAAAAGACUAAGCAGGAACAUUCAAACUCAACUUCACAAAGCUGUGUAUCCAUGGAGAGCCAGAGAUCCAUGGAUUACCCUCUUGGUUUCAACCAACAUGAAUCAAUUACAGAAGAUCACCAGACAAUGCCAGAGGGGACAGACCUGGACUCCAUAUUUCUGGUUGUUGAGGAGAACAUUGUUACUUUUGUGAAAAAUGAGCUGAAGACAUUCCGUAAAUUGCUGAGUCCAGAUUACCCAAAAUGCCUGGACAGCAAAGCUAAGGAUGAGGAGAUAAAUCAUAGUGAAGAUGAAGACCAGAUAUGGAGGAGCAGAGAGGCUUUUCUGAAAAUCACACUGCAGGUCAUGAGACGAAUGAAACAUGGAAAGCUGGCUGACUCUCUACAAAACAGAGCUUGUGGGGCCAUGUGUCCAUAUAAACUCAAAUCAAGUCUAAAGAAGAAGUUUCAGUGUGUGUUUGAGGGGAUUGCCAAAGAAGGAAAUCCGACUCUUCUGAAUCAGAUCUACACAGAGCUCUACAUCACAGAGGGGAGAUUUACAGAGGUCAGCUAUGAGCAUGAAGUCAGACAGAUUGAAGCAGCAUCCAGGAAAUCAGAUGGAAUUGAACCAAAAAUCAAACAAGAAGACAUAUUUAAACUCUCUACUGAAAGAGAUGAACCAAUUAGAACAGUCAUGACAACGGGAGUGGCUGGCAUUGGGAAAACAGUUUUAACACAGAAGUUUGCUUUGGACUGGGCUGAAGGCAAAGGCAACCAGCAUAUACAAUUCAUAUUUCUAUUUUCCUUUAGAGAGCUAAAUGUGCUGAGAGAGAAAAGGUUUAGUUUGGUGGAACUUGUUAAUCACUUCUUUCCUGAAAUGAAAGAAGAAGGAAUCUGCAGGUUCCAGGAUUUUAGGGCUUUGUUUAUCUUUGAUGGUUUGGAUGAGUGUCGACUUUUGUUGGACUUCCACAAAACUGAUAUCCUGACUGAUGUUACAGAGUCCACCUCAUUGGAUGUGCUACUGACAAACAUCAUAAGGGGGACAUUGCUGUCCUCUGCUUGCGUCUGGAUAACCACACGACCUGCAGCAGCCAGUCAGAUCCCACCUGAAUAUGUAGACAUGGUGACAGAGGUCAGAGGUUUCAACGACAUGCAGAAGGAGGAAUACUUCCGCAAGAGAUUUAGUGAAGAAGAGCAGAGAAGCAGAAUUAUUUCCCAUAUCAAGAGGUCACGAAGCCUCCACAUCAUGUGCCACAUCCCUGUCUUCUGCUGGAUCUCUGCUACAGUUCUGGAGAAGGUAUUAAAAACAAAAGAAGGAGGAGAGUUGCCCAAGACCCUAACUGAGAUGUAUGUUCACUUUCUGGUGGUUCAGUGCAAACUGAAGAACAUCAAGUAUGAUGGAGGAGCUGUGACAGAUUCACACUGGAGUCCAGAGACCAAAAAGAUGAUCGAGUCAUUGGCAAAACUUGCUUUUGAGCAGCUGCACAAAGGGAACCUGAUCUUUUAUGAAUCAGAUCUGACAGAGGGUGGCAUUGAUAUCAGAGCAGCCUCAUUGUACUCAGGAGUAUUCACACAAAUUUUUCAAGAGGAAAGCGGAUUGUACCAAGACAAGAUGUUCUCCUUUGUCCAUCUGAGUGUGCAGGAGUUUCUGGCUGCUCUUCAUGUUUAUCUGACAUUUUUCAAUUCUGGAGUCAAUUUGAUGUCAGAAGGAACUUCAGUGUGGUCCAGACUGUUUGAAGCCAAACCUGAUUUAGUAUCUCUCUACCAGAGUGCUGUAGACCAGGCCUUACAGAGUCCAAAUGGACACCUAGACCUAUUCCUGCGCUUCCUCCUUGGUUUAUCUUUGGAGAACAAUCAGAGACUGCUACACGGUUUAGUGAAAGAGACAGAAAGCAGCUCACUGACCAAUCACAAAACAGUCCAGUACAUCAAGAGUAAGAUCAGUUCCACUUCCUGUCCAGAGAAGAGCAUCAACCUGUUUCAUUGUCUGAUUGAGCUAAAUGAUUGUUCUCUAACAAAAGAGAUACAACAUCACUUGAGCUCAGGACGUUUGCCCAUUGAUAAACUAUCUCCUUCUCAUUGGUCAGCUUUGGUCUUCAUUUUACUGUCAUCAGAAGAAGAGCUGAAUGUGUUUGACUUGGAUAAAUACUCUGCUUCAGAGGAGGUUCUUCUGAGGCUGCUGCCAGUGGUCAAAGCAUUUACUAAAGCUGUGGUGAGUUGCCAUGACCUGUCAGAGAGAAGUUUGAAACCUCUGGCCUCAGUUCUCAGCUCCCAGUCUUCCAGUCUGAGAAAACUAGACCUGAAUUACAACAACCUGCAGGAUUCCGGAGUAAAGUUGCUCUGUGAAGGAUUACAGAGUCAACACUGCAAACUGGAAACACUCAGUCUUUGUUGCUGCAGCCUGUCAGGAAAAAGCUGCGAGGCACUGGCUUCUGUUCUCAGCUCCCAGCCCUCCAGUCUGAGAGAGCUGGACCUGAGUAACAACGAUUUGGAGGAUUCAGGUGUGAUGCUGCUCUGUGAAGGACUAAAAAGCCCAGAAUGCAGACUGGAAACUCUCAGGCUGUCAGGAUGUGUAAUCACAAAGAAAGGCUGUGCUUCGGUGGCUUCCGCUCUCAGUUCUAACCCUGCUCACCUGAAAUUGUUGGAUCUGAGUUACAAUCAUCCAGGAGAAUCUGGAGUUAAGCUGCUCUCUGCUGGAAGAGAGAAUUCAAACUGGGCACUGAACGAUCUCAGGAUUGAACCCCGUGGAUCACAGUUCUUAAAACCUGUUCUGCAGAAGUAUGCCCGUAAACUCACACUGGACCCAAACACUGCAAACAAAAACCUUAUAAUGUCAAACAACAACCGAAAAGUGACAAUGGAUAGACAGAAGCAGUCAUAUCCUGAUCACCCAGAGAGGUUUGACUACUGGAAACAAGUGCUGUGUACAGAGGGUCUGUCUGGUUGUUGUUAUUGGGAGGUUGAAUGGAAAGGACAUGUUUACUUAGGAGUGACGUACAAAGGAAUCAGGAGGAAAGGGGAAGGGGAUGACAGCUGUCUUGGAUGCAAUGAUCAGUCCUGGACCCUGAUGUGCUCUAAUGGUGGUUACUCCUGCCAUCAUGGUAACAAAAGAAGAUCCAUCCGUACAACUGCUGCCAGCAGAAUAGGGGUAUACCUGGAUUGGCAUGCCGGCACUCUGUCCUUCUUUAAAGUCUCCUCUGGCAAACUGAUCCACCUCCAGACCUUCCGUACUGAAUUCAAGGAGCCAGUCUAUCCUGCUUUCAGGGUCAGGACUGAGCCAUUUAACUCAUCGCUGGCUUUGUGUUAGAUAACUUUUUGUUUGAAGCUCAUCUCAGAUGCAGUAGGGCGACAGAUCAGGGCCAUAGUUUAAAGUCACCAAUACUUUUCCUAUAGUUGGCCAUUCAGCAAGUCUGAGUAAUUAAUGAAAGAGGCCUGCUCUGGCACAGAAGUCUCAAGAGUCUAGCUAGGGUUAGGUCAGGCUAGUUCAAGUUAGCUGGCCCACAAUUCACAGCCUGAAGUUUAGCUGGCUUGUGGGAACAUUCAUGAAUUGGUCGGUUUAAUCACAGUUUCUGAGGAUCCCUGCAGAGUUACAGUCUCAGAAGAAACUGGUUGUAGCUUCAGGGAUUAAGAAAAAUCACAAGUCCAAGCAGAUUCUGGUGUGGGUUUGCCAUCUAUGUCACCUGACCCAGAUGGAGCAGGGUAUCGGCUUGGAGCUGGCUGCGGUGCAGGACCUUCGAGAGACUGGGCAACAGCAUCUUCAUCACUCACUACAGUGGCGAUGAGGCUAGGGUGCUGGGCAGCUUGACUUUGGCUGGCUGUGGAAGUGUGGAACUUACUGGCUCCAGCAGCGAAGAUGUGGAGCUCGAGUCUUGAGGUGUGGGUGUGAAAUUUACAAAGUAUCACAGCCAUUUAUUCAAUGAUGUUUCCUUGUAUAUUUUGCAGAAUUAUCAGAAUUCUGAACUUCAAAACAGUAAUAAAUAAAUUGAGAAAAAAAACCAAAAUUGUGAGAUUAUUCACUCAACCAUAGCAAAACUGUACAUUUUGUAAAAAGUUGCACGAAGUUUCUGUAAAUAUACUGUAACUGUUACAAUUCUUUUAAUUUCAGUGCUUGUAUGGAAAGUAAAAAAAGGCAGUAGGCUUUGUUUUAUUUAACCUAUUAUAACUUCCAAAUGUAAUGUCAUUACUUUUUUUGUCAACAAAGAACGUGCAGAAAAGGUUUCUUGAACAUUUUUCACAAUAUUUUAAUGUGAGCAUGUAAAGAUUUUGCAAAAUGGUAAUGUGUAUGUGAUUCAGCAGUACAUUUUAAAACUAACACUGAAAUCAGA
Oreochromis niloticus (Nile tilapia) is the source of this 5711-nucleotide messenger RNA. Its product is annotated as NLR family CARD domain-containing protein 3. Lineage: Eukaryota; Metazoa; Chordata; Actinopteri; Cichliformes; Cichlidae. Bases 1070 to 4693 code for a protein of 1207 amino acids. The transcript has 14 exons. The record is from RefSeq and is a predicted model, not a curated record. Gene Ontology annotation, molecular function: protein binding.